Arctia plantaginis is the source of this 1806-nucleotide messenger RNA. The record is from the annotation of a GenBank genome assembly. NCBI's taxonomy places the organism in Eukaryota, Metazoa, Arthropoda, Insecta, Lepidoptera, Erebidae.
AUGUCUUGUAAAACUGUUCAUAAGGGCAAGUAUUACGUCUCCUUUAAAAGAGGUUUUGAAGACAGUAAAAAAGACGUGACUGUAAUAAUUGAGAAAGUUUUCGAAACUGAUGUCUUGAAAAUAUCUCUCUCAGAUGAUGAUGAUCCUACAUUCUUAUGUGUGUUGAUUAUAAAUCGGAUAGACUAUGAAGAUCUAAAAAAGCAGCAAGGCUUACUUGUAGAUUUUGAGAAUUUUCCAUCACAACUUAUUCGAUUAUUGCAACAAUGUGCUUCAAACAACAUGUUCCUGAUAAUGCAACAGACAAACCCAAUGCAAUAUUAUUUUGAGGUGAUAGAACACAAUGAGUUCAAAAGGCUUGUACAUUUAUCACUCAAGACAGGACCGGCUACAGAUACUGAUAUUAAGAAGCAUAUGGCUGAUACUAUUAUGAACUUAAAAAGGACUUUAGCAUCUGUAAAGAGCACAGCUGUCAGCACUGAAACUAUAUUAAACGACAAGUGUAUGAAUCUUGAAAGAAAAAUACAUGACUAUAAUCACAAUAUUACUAGAAUGGAGGAAGAGAAACUGAAAUUAGAAAUAGAGUACAAGGAGUCCUUAAAGCAAGAGAGAGACAAACUAAUGCAGGAAAAACAGCAGUGGCAACAAAAUGCAGAGCACACCAUGAAAAACCAGAUUGCCUCAUAUCAAGACAGUCUAAAUAGAAAAGAGGCCCAAGUUAAUGAAAUUAAUUUAUUAUGUAAGCAGUUGAAAGAAAACAUUAAUCACUUAGAAAGUCAACUGAGUGACAAGAUCCAGUGUCAAAAUGUGCUAGAAAAAGAAGUACAGAAAUCACACAUUGAGGUAGCCACCCUCAAGGCAAAAAAUGCUUCUUUAGAGAGAGAUUACAUGGAAAAAGAUAAAUUGUAUAAUCAAACAAAUGCUAAAUGUGUUUAUUUAGAAAAGACAAUAAAAGACAAUGCAGAUACAAUAAAGGAUUUGAAUAGCAGCAUUCAAAUUCUGAAAAAAGAAAAGCAAAGUUUAGAGGAGAGAUUGGCACUAAGUGAAUCAUUAGUAAAUAAAAAUAAUGAUGCCCUUCAUUCAACAUCAGAACAGCUUCUGAAAGCAAACCAAAUAAUAUCUAAACAGAGUUCUGACCUCAUAGAAAUGAAAGAAAAGUUACUAUGCAGAACAGCAAUAGCUCUAGAACAAGAAAAAGUCAUAGAACGUAAUACAAAUGAUAUGGAGGAACUGAAGAAGCAGAUAGUUAACACAGAAGAAAGUAUGGACAAACUGCAAAAGGAGCUUGAUGACUUGAGAGAAAAGUAUGAAGCUAACGAAAAAGCACUUCGUGAAAGAGAUGAAACUAUUAAGAAUAAUAAUAUGGUGAUCCAGUGGCUACAUAAAAAAAUGGAUAAUUUUGAACCAAUGUCAUCACAAAUUAAUCAAAAACAGGGUAUUUUGAUGGCAACCAGUUCUACGCCAUAUUUUCUUUCGAGAAAUAACAAUCACACUGAUUCACUGCAUGGUAUAUCAGAAGAAUCUAUAGACUUUUAUGGGACUACCAAAUCUGGAUCAAAUCACGAAGAAUCGCCUGGUCCCGAAAGUCAAGAAAAAACUAGUAAAGUUGGUCUAGAUCCAAAGUAUCUACAACCGGCAGUGAAUGAUAAUAAACUUAUGUUUUCUAAAGACGCUAAGAGCAAGAGUUCUAACCAGCAAAGUCAAAAAGGCAAAGAAAAUAUUAAUUUACCAAAAGUUAACUACAGAGAAAAGAAGUCGGCUCGUGGUUCUACAUAUCGGGCUACUCCAGUCUCGGCCUAUUUUCCGUAA